Messenger RNA from Symbiodinium sp. CCMP2592, 897 nucleotides. Lineage: Eukaryota; Dinophyceae; Suessiales; Symbiodiniaceae. The record is from the annotation of a GenBank genome assembly.
AUGCUGGUGUUAAGGACUUGCUGGGGCGAGCCUUAUCAUCCCAAACUUGCGAGGGGAAAACAGGCAGCGCCCAGCAGGGCGCACCUCACUUGGAAUUGCGAUGUCUUGACGCCUGUUUCCGUACUGGGACAACUGCCACGCACCAGAGCAGGCGAGAGACUGUUCGCUGCUGAGGUCCCGGAGUUUCCACCGGCCGUUGGUGGGGACCCCUGGAGAGAUGCGGCGGCCGCCCUUGCACGCCGACUGGAUGAUGUCACCCUUUCGGCCCCCGAGAAUGGUUGUGGCGAUGUCCUCCUCGCGACUGAUGGCUCUAGCAAGCAUCAGGUGGGCUCGGCGGCGGUGGUGCAUGGUGAUGCUCACUUCGUUGCCACUGACAACAAUGAGGACCAGAUGCCUUUCACUUGCGAACUCAAAGCCCUGCGACUCGUAUCGGCUGCCCUCCUUCAGGUGACUGUCAUCGCUGGGCGCCGCUUCUGUGUGCUGUCAGACUGCCAAGGGGCCCUUGAUGCUCUUGAGAACCCUCUUCAGUGUGCACUGCCCCUGCUUGCUGCAGAAGUCUCGCGAAAUCUCCAGUCCGCCAGGGCCCUGGGCCACCAAGUUGACCUUGCUUGGAUACCCUCGCAUGGCAAACAACAGAGUUGGAAGCCUCCGGCAAGCUGGACUUUCUCGGUUGCAAUGUGCCGCGCCUUAAAUGAUCAAGCGGACAGGGCGGCUGAAACCGCUCGUGAAGCACAUGCUGCCAGGUGUUCGAGGGUCCAGUGGUGGUCCCAGUGGCAGGCUGCAAAAGAAUGGGAGAUGGCUGCCAUCAAGCACUCGGCUGCUGCAGCAGGUGCUUUGGAUGCCCAUUAUCGCCGGGCCAUGCAACCGGCCGAUGAUAACCAAGAUGGUGUAGGAUAG